AUGUUGUGCCUCACUGGCACUGGCUCUUUUUUGCCGCUCAAAUUCCCCGUUACUCGAUUUUCGUUGGUGGCUUCAGUUGAGAGAGGAUGACGAAGUGAACUUUGCACUCUUCGCUAUAGUAAUCGCAAUUUCUUUUGGAGCCUAUCGUGUUGCGGUGAUUUCUUGCUUGGAUUCUAAACUUAGUCCGUGCUUGUUUGGUUGCUGAGCACUUGCACCUUUUUGCUGCAGUCAUGGAUCCUGAUGAGGAGUGCUCAAUUGUUCUUGAAUUAUCUGAAAGUGAUCCUUUCUUUGACAAAAAGAAGAAAUUACUACAAAGUAAGGGCUUUAGUCCCAAAGAACGGAUAUAUCUCAGGAGCUCCUCAAAACCUGGCUGGAUGAAUGCUACUGUAGAGUUGUUACUUCAGAUUGCACGAAUCAUACAAUUAAAUGAGCUGGAACUUUAUUUUGCUGAAGAUGAUGCAUGCACGUCUGUGGAGUUUUACAGUCCCAGGAAUGAGUUGGAGGCUCUCAAUUCUAUUAUUUUGCUUGCUGACAUAUCACUUUCUACUUGUACACAUCUCCAAACAAAAAUGCUACAAGGGUUACGCCAAACAAUUCUUGAUUUGAUUUCUGAUUUUGGAGACAAAAACAGUAUGAAGGGAGUAAUUGAAAAAGACCGCAGUUGUGAUCAAGAAGAACGCUUGAUAGAAUGGGGUGAAAGCAAUGGUGUAAUGACACAGUUAAAAAUAGCUUAUAUUGAAGGUUCUGGUCGGGGUGCAAUAGCAAGAAAAGAUCUAAAUGUUGGAGACACUGCUUUAGAAAUACCUGUGUCCAUUAUCAUUUCUGAAGAGCUUGUGCAUGAAACUGAUAUGUAUGAUGUCUUAAAAGAGAUUGAUGGCAUAUCACCUGAGACAAUAUUGCUAUUAUGGAGUAUGAAAGAGAAGUACAACUGUGAUUCAAAAUUCAAAAUUUACUUUGACACACUCCCAGAAAAAUUUAAUACAGCAUUGAGUUUUAGCAUCGAAGCAAUUACAAUGUUAGAUGGAACCUUGCUGUUGGAAGAGAUAAUGCAAGCACGACAGCACCUGCAUGCUCAAUAUGAUGAGUUGUUCCCUGUUCUGUGCAAUGAUUUUCCUGAUAUAUUUCCACCAGAGCUGUACACAUGGGAGAAAUUUUUAUGGGCUUGUGAACUCUGGUACUCUAAUAGCAUGAAGAUAAUGUAUUCUGAUGGAAAGCUGAGAACGUGUUUGAUACCUAUUGCUGGUUUUCUUAAUCAUUCCCUGUGCCCACAUGUUAUGCACUAUGGCAAAGUGGAUCCUGCGACAACUUCACUAAAAUUUUGUCUAUCAAGGCCAUGCAGAUCUGGAGAAGAAUGCUGCUUAAGCUACGGGAACUUCUCCAGCUCUCAUUUAAUCACCUUUUAUGGUUUCUUACCACAAGGAGACAACCUGUAUGAUGUCAUUCCGUUAGACAUUGAUGGUUCUGAUGUUGAUUCUAUUGUGGAUAUGCCCGUCUCCAACUGGACGACUCACAUGGUGCGUGGUACUUGGCUCUCCAAGAAUCACAGCCCAUUCUCCUAUGGCCUUCCCUCUCCAUUAUUGGACCAUCUUCGGAAAUCUCGAAGUCCCACGCUGCAGACGAAGACUUUUUUGCAAGGAAACUUGGAAAAUGAGCUGGAAAUUCUUGAAAAUCUCAAAUAUAUCUUUGAUGACAUUGUGGACAAUAUGGGCGACAUCGAUUUCGAUAACAGAGAAAACUGCAGUUGGGAUGAAAAAUUGGGUAUGGAUUUUAAAAAUCUACAAAGACGAAUUGCCGGUUCUGUUUCAUCUUCGUGUCACACUGGUAUGGACAUGCUGAAGAGUGAACUGUGCAAGUGCAUGGCUGAGGACAUCCGAGGCUAAUUGAGCAUGUUGAAACGUUGUGCCUCUAAAUCACGAAGACGUUGAUUUGGAAGCUGUAGUGUAAAUAUAGACAAAAAUCCAUGAAGCUUUCUGUCAUUCGCUAUGCGGCCGAACUUGGUUGCCCCACUCUGACACGGACAGCUCAGAAAGUCUUUUCUAGGUGAAAUGGAAUUUUGAAUUUUUUAUGAUUCCAGCUUUUUUCAGGGAGAAAAAGCACUUGUUGGCCGUGGCACUAUUGGCGCCACGUGUUCUUUGUGCAAAUGCAAAGCCUACCAUCUAAAAUGCUUAAGAGGAAGAUUCGCCUAAAUAAAGCAACGCGCACUUGCAUUGCCUUUAAAAUAUGCGCACUUGCAUUGCAUGCAUAUUUUGUAUAAAUUUAUUUCAAAUUGAUUUUAUUAGCGUUUUUUUAGUUUAGCUUAAUUUAAAUUUUAUUUAUUUAUUUCUUCGUUU
Abrus precatorius (Indian licorice) is the source of this 2330-nucleotide messenger RNA. RefSeq lists its product as uncharacterized. Gene Ontology annotation, cellular component: nucleus. Gene Ontology annotation, molecular function: protein-lysine N-methyltransferase activity; protein binding. The record is from RefSeq and is a predicted model, not a curated record. Bases 231 to 1880 code for a protein of 549 amino acids. The transcript is spliced from 12 exons. Lineage: Eukaryota; Viridiplantae; Streptophyta; Magnoliopsida; Fabales; Fabaceae. Gene Ontology annotation, biological process: peptidyl-lysine monomethylation.